Messenger RNA from Camelina sativa (false flax), 245 nucleotides. Lineage: Eukaryota; Viridiplantae; Streptophyta; Magnoliopsida; Brassicales; Brassicaceae. The record is from RefSeq and is a predicted model, not a curated record.
GUUCUGUAAUGAAGAAAUCUCGAGAAAGUGGUUUCUUGUUCUGUGGUUUGUGUGGCAAUAUGGUGGUCUUGAAAUCAACCAAGUGUGCAGAAUGUCCACUUUGCAAAACAACGAGAAAUGCUAAAGAUAUCAUUGACAAGAACAUAGCUUACACAGUUUCUGUUGAGGAUAUCAGAAGAGAAUUAGGAAUAUCUCUGUUUGGUGAAAAGGCGCAGGAAGACGUAGAGCUGCUACAGAACAUAUAG